Molecule: messenger RNA, 3288 nt
Organism: Tachyglossus aculeatus (Australian echidna)
Lineage: Eukaryota; Metazoa; Chordata; Mammalia; Monotremata; Tachyglossidae
Gene: GBA2
Product: glucosylceramidase beta 2
Exons: 17
Coding region: 138-2759 (873 amino acids)
Biological process (GO): glucosylceramide catabolic process; central nervous system development; carbohydrate metabolic process
Cellular component (GO): membrane
Molecular function (GO): glucosylceramidase activity; beta-glucosidase activity
Source: RefSeq, a predicted model, not a curated record
UGCCCAUCGCGGCCUGCCCCUGCCCGCUUGCCCGGGGCCACCGGAGGCCCUCGACGAAGCCCGGGGCGAGGAGGCGGGACAUCACCCUGCCCGCAAGGACAGCAGUGGGGACGGCCCCCGGUCCCACCGCCCGGGCGAUGGGGGACCCGCAGGCCGGGGGCCCCGGGCCCCCCAAGAAGCCGAGGGGCGGGGAGGACGAGGCCCAGAUGAUGGCGGCCUACGAGGGCACGGCCCGGGGCCACCGGGUGCCUCCAUUCGGCUGGCGCCUCUGCCUGGCCCACGAGUUCCCGGAGAAGCGGAAGCCCCUCCGGGCCAACGACAUCUCCCUGGGCAACCUGCUGAAGCACCUCGGCAUGGGCCUGAGGUAUCUUCGAUGGUGGUACCAGAAGACACAAGUGGAGAAGAAAGUUCCUUUUAUUGACAUGCUCAACUCCGUCCCCCUGCGACAGAUCUACGGUUGUCCCUUAGGGGGAAUUGGAGGAGGCACCAUCACCCGAGGCUGGAGAGGCCAGUUCUGUCGCUGGCAGCUGAAUCCCGGGAUGUACCAACACCGAACAGUCAUGGCUGACCAGUUCACGGUGUGCCUGCGGCGAGAGGGCCAGACCGUGUACCAGCAAGUCCUCUCUCUGGAGCGGCCCAACGUCCUGCAGGGUUGGAACUGGGGCUUCUGUGGCCACUUUGCCUUCUACCACGCUCUCUACCCCCGGGCCUGGACGGUCUACCAGCUUCCAGGCCAGGCUGUUGUGCUUACCUGUCGCCAGAUUGCGCCCAUCCUCCCUCAUGACUACCAGGACAGCAGUUUGCCAGUUGGGGUGUUCGUGUGGGAAGUGCAGAAUGAGGGGGACGAGGACGUGGAUGUUUCCAUUGUGUUUUCACUCCGCAAUGGGCUGGGAGGUCGGGACGACGCGGACGGGAACCUCUGGAAUGAGCCAUUCUGCCUGGAGCAGAGCGGGACAACUGUGAAAGGCGUCCUCCUGCAUCAUCCGAGCCCCCCCAACCCCUACAUCCUUGCCGUUGCUUCCCGGGAGAUGGUGGGCACCACGGUGACCCACAUCACAGCCUUUGAUCCCGAAGGCACUGGGCAGCAGCUGUGGCAGGAUCUGCUUCAGGAUGGGCAGCUGGACUCCCCACCCGGAUGCAGCGUCCCCACCCGGAAAGGUGAAGGCGUCGCAGCAGCUGUGUGCGCUGGGUGUCGGGUACCCGGCCGGGGGCAAGGUCGCCUGGAGUUCACCCUGGCCUGGGACAUGCCCAAAAUCGUGUUUGGAGCCAAGGGUCGCACUCACUACAGGAGAUACACUCGCUACUUUGGCCGAGGGGGGACCGCAGCCCCCAACCUGUGCCACCACGCGCUGACCCAGUAUGGGCGGUGGGAGGACGCCAUCGGGGCCUGGCAAAGCCCCAUCUUGGAGGACAGCAAACUGCCCCACUGGUACAAGUCGGCACUUUUUAACGAGCUCUACUUCCUGGCUGAUGGGGGUACCGUGUGGCUGGAGGUUCCACCCGAAACCCUGGAGGAGGAGUUGGGAGGGGGUGGGGAGAGCCUAAAGCAGCUGCGCCCCACCCUGCUGGAGUACGGCCGCUUCGCCUACCUUGAGGGCCAGGAGUACCACAUGUACAACACCUAUGACGUCCACUUCUAUGCCUCCUUUGCCCUCAUCAUGCUCUGGCCCAAGUUGGAGAUCAGUCUGCAGUACGACAUGGCCCUGGCAACUCUGAGCGAGGACCUGACGCGAAGGCGAUACCUGAUGACUGGAGUGGUGGCCCCCGUGAAGAGGAGAAAUGUGAUUCCCCAUGACGUCGGUGACCCCGACGACGAGCCGUGGGCCCGGGUCAACGCCUACCUGAUUCACGACACGGCGGACUGGAAGGACCUCAACUUGAAGUUUGUGCUGCAAGUCUAUCGGGACUAUCACCUGACAGGGGACCGCGUCUUCCUGGCUGACAUGUGGCCCAUCUGUCAGGCCGUAAUGGAAUCAGAGCUGAAGUUCGAUAAGGACCAGGACGGGCUUAUCGAGAACGGGGGCUACGCCGACCAGACCUAUGACGGCUGGGUCACCACGGGGCCCAGCGCGUACUGCGGAGGACUCUGGCUGGCAGCCGUAGCCGUGAUGAUCCGUAUGGCCGCCCUGCAGGGGGCCGGAGCCGUCGGGGAGAAAUUCUCGUCCAUCCUGAGUCGUGGACGCGAGGCCUUCGAGAGGCUCCUGUGGAACGGCCGGUACUAUAAUUACGACUGCAGCUCGGAGCCAUACUCCCACAGCAUCAUGUCCGACCAGUGUGCCGGCCAGUGGUUCCUGAGAGCCUGCGGGCUGGGGGAAGGGGAUACAGAGGUGUUCCCCGCUCUCCACGUGCACAACGCCCUGCAGACCAUCUUUGAGCAGAACGUGCUGGGCUUCGCCGGAGGGUCCAUGGGAGCCGUGAACGGGAUGCGGCCAGAUGGCAUCCCCGACACUUCCAGCGUCCAGUCUGAUGAGGUCUGGGUGGGCGUCGUCUACGGGCUGGCAGCCACCAUGAUCCAGGAGGGCCUGGUCCAGGAAGGCUUCCGGACGGCAGAGGGCUGCUAUCGCACGGUGUGGGAGAGGCUGGGCCUGGCCUUCCAGACCCCCGAGGCCUAUUGUCGGACCCGUGUUUUCCGUUCUCUCGCCUACAUGCGACCCCUCAGCAUCUGGGCGAUGCAGCUUGCCCUAGAGCGGAGUCAAGGCCGGGGCCCGACGCUCGCUGUCAGACGGGACCCUGUACCGUCAACGGACCAGGAAGCGUGACUGGGGCCAGAGCCCGGGGGUUCAACUCACCUCGACUCCCGGGUCCUUUAGCUGGGACUCGGGGGGGCUGGCGCCGAAAGCAUGCUACGAUCCCCCUCCUGCAACCCUGAGCCACGGCAAGAACAAUCUCUGAACUCACAGUCCUUCACCACCCCCGCCACCGAGAAUCCUCAGGUUCCCGCUCAAAGAAGAGUCUUCUGGGGUGGGGAAAGUCAGUGCAAAGCACCUUCUGGGAUAGAAUGAUAUCUCCAAACCCCUGUACUGGCCUGGCUGAGGUCAGGGACAAGGCGAGGCUGAUAACAGGGCUCCCUUCCUCCUCCCCUUGGGGCGGGGAAGGAAGUGGGAGCCCCGUCCUGAGGGCUCGAGCCUUACCUCCACCACCCUCCCCGCCCCAGCAAGUUUGGUGUUGGAACUGCCGUUUUCAGCCAUUCACGGGAAACCGUGCUAAGAUAUUAAGAGGCCACAGCUGGGCCUGUCCAGAAUAAACAAGAUGCCUCGUCCACCACAAGAGCCUACGGUCCGGUUUAAA